Molecule: messenger RNA, 2605 nt
Organism: Metopolophium dirhodum (rose-grain aphid)
Lineage: Eukaryota; Metazoa; Arthropoda; Insecta; Hemiptera; Aphididae
Product: involucrin-like
Cellular component (GO): extracellular region
Molecular function (GO): chitin binding
Source: RefSeq, a predicted model, not a curated record
CGACGCCGUGUCCGCCGUCGUCGAACACGACCGCCUUCUUGCGCCGUCAGUUGCUGCUCAUUAUUAUUUCCGUGACAACGAUGAAGCGCAACACAUGUCUGUGGGUGGUUCUCGCCACUUACCUGGUCCAACAAUGCUCCUGUCAGCAACAACUGAAGUCAUCCAACAUACAGGAAGACCCAUGCAAAGCCAAAAAUAAGGUGGUACCGGACGCGGCUUACUGCGACCGUUAUUGGGAAUGCGUGGAUGGUCAGCCUGAGCUGUACGACUGUCCGAAUGGUCUGGUUUACGCGGGCAAGCACAGAGGUGUCACCGAGGGUUGUGACUACCCGUGGAGGGCAGACUACUGCGAUGGCAAAACUCAAGCCAACGGUCCAAUAGCCAGGGAACACUGCGAUUGGCUGUACGGCAUAUUCGGUCACGAGACGUCGUGCACGCGGUACUGGACUUGCUGGAACAGCACGGCCACCGAACAGCUGUGCAUCGGCGGGCUGCUGUACAACGAAAAAUCUCAUUCCUGCGACUGGCCCGAGAACGUCGAGGGAUGCCAGAAACACCCUCUGUGCAACGAAGACGCCAACGGAAACGUGCCACUGGGAAAGUCGUGCAACAGGUACUGGCAAUGCCAGGGAGGUUACCCAAGGCUGCAGAGGUGUCCAGCCAUGUUGGUGUUCGAUAGGCGCACUCUGAGGUGCGUUGUGCCACCCACCGAGGACUGCGAGGUUCCGACUACACCUGCCCCGUCGCCAGACGAUUUGCCGUCCAAUGAAGAUGACGGCGAAGAGAAUGUGCCGCAACAAGCCAAGGCAACCGCUCCCCCGGCACCACAGCGCCAGCAAAAGCGAAAUCAGCAACAACAGCAACAGCAACAGCAACCGCAACAACAGCAACAGCAACAACAGCAACCGCAGCUUCAUCAGAGGCAAGGCGGUCCGGCGCCGCAGAGACAGCAGUUCCAGCAGCAGCAGCAGCAACCACAACAACUACAACAACAGCAACAGUUGCCUGCCGCUACACAACAACAGCAGAUACCGCAACAACAGUUCCAGCAACAACCACGGGCUCAAUUCCAGCAACCCGCGGCCAGGGCUGUUCAACAACCGCAACAACAACAGCAGCAGCAGCAGCAGCAACAGCAGCAACAGUUUGUUCCACAACAGCGGGCUCAACCACAACAGUUCCAACUGCCCCCGUUGUCGGAACAACAACAACAGCAACAGCACGCCGUGCAGAGGAGAGAAAACGGUGCAGUGGUAUCGUACAGCGGCGUCGAAGACGACAACGGUGACGACGACGUCGACGUACCGGUCGCGUUUUCCGAACACUAAACACAAUAAUUGCACAGUACAAUUAACGUCAAUACACCUACACACACCUACACACUUAGAAUAUCAUAAUAUAUAGUUCAAAACGAAUAAUAUUAUAGUACAUCGAAAAUAUUAUCGAGUUCGGUUCCUCCGUCAGAAAUGAUUUUGUUCGCGAAAUCCUACAGAAUUUAUUUUCCGUUAGUAUAAGGUGAUUUUUCGAGGGUAGUUAAGCACAAACGUAUCAAAUGCGCAUCAUUGAAAAAAUUACACGUCAGUAUCAUAUAUAUCGAUUUGUCAAUUAUGGAAAUCGCGUGUUCGAUGACUGCGGUCGAGAGUCUGAAUAUGAUAUACAAUUUUGCAGCCCUUACACAGAGGUCACAUAAUGAAAAAAAUUCAAAGGUAGAAGUGCUAUCGACGAAUUACUAAUGUUGACAAUCGUUACAUAUUUUCUAAUCUACACCGUUUACCCGGGGGUCCGUUUCAAAAAUCAUAACUUUUCUCCGUCGUUAAAACUCGCUUACGGUCGGUAAACAUUUUAAUAAGUCAUCUCUACAGGUGUCUUUCGUUCAAAUCAAUCAUCGGUCACCGUUUCAUUAUAUUCGAGUCGGUAAAAACAAAAUAUAAAAUUAUUAAAACGCUUAAGACGAAACGAAUUUAUUGUUCAGGAAACGCGUGCGUCGGACAUCCUCGAGAAAUUGCCCCGUACAACACGUCAUUUAUAUGAUAUAAUAAUAUAGUUUAGUCUUUUAAGAGUGUAACGUUUAGAUGUUAUUCGUGUUGAUACAAAUUUGAAAUCGCUUGCCAAAGGACUGAGUUUAUAACGCAAUUUUAUUUUCUAAUGAUAAACAAUAACUUAAUAUACGUUGAAAUGUUUGUAUAACUGUUUCCGUCAAAUAUAAUUAGUAUAAUAUAUAAAUUAUAUACUCGUACGUGCUUGCAUGAAAAUAAAAAUAUAUAAUAUGUAUGUAAGUGUAAUAUAUUAUAGUCGCACAAUAUUUUGUACGAAUUUUUUUUUUUAUAAAUGUUGCUAUUGUUCUAACGGAAAUUAUAUUAUUAUGAUUACAUUAUUGUUUAUUAUUAAGAUUUAAUAUUGCCAUUUAAAGGUAAGUUUUAAUGUUUAGUAUAAUAUAAUAUAAAAUAUAAAUAUAAUAUAAUAUUGUACGCUGAGCACUUAUUUCCCAUAAUAUAGUGUCGAUAUACAUUUAAGAAUCUAUAUGUAACAUCGUAAAGCAUGUAUUAUUGUGAAUUACAUUGUUUGCAAUUAUUAAAAUAAACGAAUGCUUUUAUUAUUUUUUAAA